Molecule: messenger RNA, 1616 nt
Organism: Trachemys scripta elegans
Lineage: Eukaryota; Metazoa; Chordata; Testudines; Emydidae
Gene: KCNK10
Product: potassium two pore domain channel subfamily K member 10
Exons: 6
Coding region: 6-1544 (512 amino acids)
Biological process (GO): stabilization of membrane potential; potassium ion transmembrane transport
Cellular component (GO): membrane
Molecular function (GO): potassium ion leak channel activity
Source: RefSeq, a predicted model, not a curated record
CAGCCAUGUCAGCUUGUGAGCCCAAGACUAACGGGCACCAUCCAGCUCCACGACUCUCUGUUUCUUCCCGAACCACUGUGGUCGCCACCAUGGAAACCACCUCCCAGGACUCGCAGACAGUCAUGAAGUGGAAAACAGUGGUGGCCAUCUUUGUUGUGGUUGUAGCUUACCUGGUAACUGGAGGUCUUGUCUUCCGUGCCCUGGAGCAGCCUUUUGAAAGCAGCCAGAAAAAUACAAUAGCCUCAGAGAAGGCGGAUUUCCUUCGGGAGCACGUUUGUGUGACCCCAAUGGAGCUGGAGACUCUGAUUCAGCAUGCCAUUGAUGCAGAUAACGCAGGAGUCAGUCCCAUAGGAAACUCUUCUAACAACAGCAGUCACUGGGACCUUGGAAGUGCCUUUUUCUUUGCUGGAACAGUCAUCACAACCAUAGGGUAUGGGAACAUCGCCCCAAGCACUGAAGGAGGCAAAAUUUUCUGCAUUUUGUAUGCCAUCUUUGGGAUUCCACUCUUUGGCUUCUUGCUGGCUGGAAUUGGAGAUCAACUAGGAACCAUCUUUGGGAAAAGUAUCACAAGAGUGGAGAAAGUUUUCCGAAAAAAACAAGUGAGUCAGACAAAGAUCCGGGUGAUCUCCACUAUCCUCUUCAUCCUAGCAGGGUGCAUUGUCUUUGUGACCAUCCCUGCAGUCAUUUUCAAACAGAUUGAAGGAUGGACAGCCUUGGAGUCCAUUUACUUUGUGGUCAUCACUCUGACCACGGUUGGCUUUGGCGAUUUUGUAGCAGGGGGAAAUACUGAUAUCCAUUAUCGGGAGUGGUACAAGCCCUUAGUCUGGUUUUGGAUCCUCGUCGGCCUUGCCUACUUUGCUGCUGUCCUGAGUAUGAUUGGAGACUGGCUAAGAGUUCUAUCCAAGAAGACAAAAGAAGAGGUUGGUGAAAUAAAAGCCCACGCGGCUGAAUGGAAAGCCAACGUGACUGCUGAGUUCAGGGAAACCCGGAGGCGGCUCAGCGUGGAGAUCCAUGACAAGCUUCAGAGGGCAGCCACCAUUCGGAGCAUGGAACGUAGGCGCCUAGGGCUGGACCAGAGGGCCCACUCCCUGGAUAUGCUCUCUCCGGAAAAGCGCUCUGUCUUCGCUGCCUUGGAGACGGGACGCUUCAAGGCCUCAUCUCAGGAAAGCAUCAACAACAGACCUAACAACCUGCGCCUUAAAGGGACAGAACAGCUCAACAAGCAUGGGCAGGGGUCAUCUGAGGAUAACAUCAUCAACAAGUUUGGCUCCUCGUCCAAGCUGACCAAAAGGAAAAACAAAGACCUGAAAAAGUGCAUCCCCGAGGAUGUGCGGAAAAUUUAUGAGACCUUCCGACACCUCUCCUUGGAUGAAGAGAAGAAGGAAGAGGAGACUGAGAAGAUGUGUAACUCAGAGAACUCUUCUAGCACAGCUAUCCUGACUAAUUGUAUUCAGCAACACUUGGACCUGGAAAAUGGAACCAUCUCCAUUGAAACCAAAGAAAGGGAACAUGAAAACAAAACAUUACUUGAAGACAGAAAUUAAAUGUAAAAGAUGCUUGACUUUAAUUAACUUAUGUUAGUGUUUUUAUAUACAUACAUACAUAUAUAUAUAUAU